Molecule: messenger RNA, 3771 nt
Organism: Andrographis paniculata
Lineage: Eukaryota; Viridiplantae; Streptophyta; Magnoliopsida; Lamiales; Acanthaceae
Product: phospholipid-transporting ATPase 2
Exons: 25
Coding region: 316-3633 (1105 amino acids)
Biological process (GO): phospholipid translocation
Cellular component (GO): plasma membrane
Molecular function (GO): ATP hydrolysis activity; ATPase-coupled intramembrane lipid carrier activity; magnesium ion binding
Source: RefSeq, a predicted model, not a curated record
AAGAACGCGAUUUUCCAUCUUCGAUCCUCUGCAUAUUCAUCGACACAGAAUGCGCCGUCGUUGACUGGUGCGAUCAAACCUUCGCAUUUUGCAAUCCGAAGUAAGGCCUCGGGAAUGCUUGUUCGGGCCUCGGGUCGGAUCCCGUCGGAAUUUGUCUUCGAUGAUUGUUUCUUGAUUGGAUAGCCAGUCGCAAGUUUGAUGGGCGUUGAUUAGGAGCAGAACCUUGUUGAUAUUGCCACAUACGGAGUGUUUCUAAGUUCCAUGCCGGGUUUGGCCUGAGCUUGUUAAACUUCAUCCCAUGCGAUUACAUUGAUCAUGAAGCGCUAUGUAUAUAUAAAUGAUGACAGUCUAGAAAAAGAUCUGUAUUGCCACAAUCGCAUUUCAAACAGAAAAUAUACCAUCUGGAAUUUUCUCCCGAAAAACCUAUGGGAACAAUUCAGCCGGUUCAUGAACCAAUACUUUUUGCUGAUUGCUUGCCUUCAACUGUGGUCUCUGAUUACACCUGUGAAUCCUGCAAGUACAUGGGGUCCCCUUAUAUUCAUAUUUUCAGUCUCUGCAACAAAAGAAGCAUGGGAUGAUUACAACAGAUAUCUCUCAGAUAAACAAGCAAAUGAGAAGGAAGUUUGGAUUGUGAGGCAUGGAAUCAGAAAACUGAUUCAAGCCCAAGAUAUUCGUGUUGGAAACUUAGUAUGGUUGCGUGAGAAUGAUGAGGUUCCUUGUGAUCUUGUUUUGCUUGGUACAUCAGAUCCUCAAGGUCUUUGCUAUGUGGAGACAUCAGCACUUGAUGGAGAGACUGACCUGAAGACAAGGGGGAUACCUUCUGCUUGCCUGGGAAUAGAUGUGGAGUUAUUACAAAAAAUUAAGGGUGUAAUUGAGUGCCCUAGUCCUGAUAAAGAUAUUAGGAGGUUUGAUGCAAACAUGCGUCUGUUUCCUCCAUUUCUUGAUAAUGAUGUGUGCCCCUUGACAAUAAACAAUACACUUCUUCAAUCAUGCUACUUAAGGAACACAGAAUGGGCAUGCGGAGUUGCGAUAUACACAGGCAAUGAAACCAAGCUGGGCAUGAGUAGGGGCAUACCUGAACCAAAGCUCACAGCUGUAGAUGCCAUGAUUGACAAAUUAACUGGAGCCAUAUUUGUUUUUCAAAUUGUUGUUGUUAUUGUUCUAGGUGUAGCUGGGAAUGUCUGGAAGGAUUCCGAAGCAAGGAAGCUAUGGUAUGUUCAGUAUCCAAAAGAAGGUCCUUGGUAUGAACUCCUAGUCAUCCCUCUGCGAUUUGAGCUGCUAUGCUCCAUUAUGAUUCCUAUAUCUAUAAAGGUUUCCUUGGAUCUUGUUAAAGGGUUAUAUGCUAAAUUUAUUGAUUGGGAUGAUCAGAUGGUUGAUCUAGAGACAGGGAUUCGAUCCCAUGCGGCCAACACCGCAAUUAGUGAAGACUUGGGACAAGUUGAGUAUAUCUUGACUGAUAAGACAGGGACCCUCACUGAAAAUAAAAUGAUUUUCAAGAGAUGUUGUAUAACUGGAAGAUAUUAUGGGAAUGAGAAUGGGGAUGCUUUGACAGAUGAAAAGUUGCUUACUGCUGUUUCCAGUGGUUCUGAUGAUGCAAUUCGGUUUCUGAAAGUUAUGGCAAUUUGCAACACUGUAAUCCCUGUUCAAAGCGAAAUGGGGGGAAUAACAUACAAGGCCCAAUCUCAAGAUGAAGAAGCUCUUGUACGUGCUGCAGCUCAUCUGCAGAUGGCUUUUGCGAAUAAGAAUGGGAGUAUUGUUGAUAUCCGUUUCAAUGGUGCUCUAAUUCAGUAUGAAGUGCUAGACAUUCUGGAAUUUACUUCUGAUCGGAAAAGAAUGUCAGUGGUUGUUAAGGAUUGCCAAACUGAGAAGAUAUUCCUCUUGUCUAAAGGAGCAGAUGAAGCUAUAUUUCCUUGUGCUCAUACUGGACAACAUAUGAGGUCUAUUGCUGAAGCUGUCGAACAAUAUGCUCAGUUGGGUCUGCGCACAUUAUGCCUUGCCUGGCGUGAAUUAGGUGUUGAUGAAUAUGAAGAAUGGGCACUGAUGUUCAAAGAUGCUAACAGUACACUAAUUGAUAGAGAGUGGAGAGUAGCUGAAGUCUGUCAGAGGUUAGAGCAUGACCUAGAAGUUCUUGGUGUUGCUGCCAUAGAGGAUUGUCUACAGGAUGGUGUGCCUGAAACAAUCGAAACUCUUAGGAAAGCAGGAAUAAAUUUUUGGAUGCUGACUGGAGACAAGCAAAACACUGCUAUUCAAAUUGCUCUUUCCUGCAAUUUUGUUUCGCCAGAACCUAAAGGUCAGCUUCUGUUGAUUAAUGGAAAAACCGAGGAUGAAGUUUGUAGGAGUUUGGAGAGGGUUUUACUUACAAUGAGAAUCACAGAUUCUGAGCCUAAGGAUGUAGCUUUUGUUGUUGAUGGCUGGGCUCUCGAAAUUGCCCUAAAGCACUAUCGUACAGCGUUCACUGAACUUGCUAUUUUGUCUAGGACGGCUAUAUGCUGCCGUGUAACGCCAUCCCAAAAGGCACAGCUAGUAGAGCUUUUGAAAUCAUGUGACUAUAGAACGUUGGCCAUUGGUGAUGGUGGAAAUGAUGUGAGAAUGAUUCAGCAAGCAGACAUAGGAGUUGGCAUAAGUGGGAGGGAAGGGUUGCAAGCAGCAAGGGCAUCUGAUUAUAGCAUUGGAAAAUUCAGAUUUUUGAAAAGAUUGAUACUUGUGCACGGGCGCUAUUCGUAUAACCGCACGGCAUUUCUUUCCCAAUAUUCAUUCUACAAGUCAUUGUUAAUAUGUUUUAUCCAAAUUUUUUUCUCUUUCAUUUCAGGCAUCUCUGGAACAAGUCUUUUCAAUUCCGUGAGCUUGAUGGCUUAUAAUGUGUUUUACACUAGUGUUCCUGUUGUAGUCAGUGUUCUUGACAAAGAUCUUAGUGAAAGUACUGUAAUUCAGCAUCCCCAGAUACUAUUUUAUUGCCAGGCUGGAAGGCUUCUAAACCCUAGCACUUUUGCGGGAUGGUUUGGCCGAUCUCUCUUUCAUGCAAUUGUCGUUUUUGUCAUCACCAUACAUUCCUAUGCUUUUGAGAAAAGUGAGAUGGAAGAGUUAGCGAUGGUCGCCCUCUCUGGAUGCAUUUGGUUGCAGGCAUUUGUCGUUGCAUUGGAAACCAACUCUUUCACUAUAUUGCAACACCUCGCUAUCUGGGGCAAUCUGGUUGCAUUUUACAUCAUCAACUGGAUUGUCAGCGCCAUCCCGAGAGCCGGAAUGUACACCAUAAUGUUUCGCCUGUGCAAGCAGCCGUCAUACUGGCUUACGAUGAUCAUCAUCGUAGCAGCUGGUAUGGGUCCCGUCCUCGCUCUCAAGUACUUCCGAUACACUUACAGGUCAAGCAAAAUCAACAUUCUCCAGCAGGCGGAACGUAUGGGAGGGCCAAUUCUGUCGCUGGGAAACAUCGAACCUCAGUCAAGAUCUUUGGAAAAAGAUCUGGCCCCUCUGUCGAUCUCACAGCCUAAGGCGCGUAAUUCUGUGUAUGAACCUUUACUCUCUGAUUCCCCCAAUGCCACAAGACGAUCUUUCGGGCCAGGCGCAACCUUCGAUUUUUUCCAGCCGCAGCCGAGAUUGUCGGCCGGUUAUGCGAGAAACUGUAAGGAUAACUAACUGAUGCUCAUGUGUAGAGACUACAGUGAUUUUUACAGCUUCUGAAUCAUAUGAUCAAGCUGUCACAAACAGAUUAUAUAUAUAUAUAUAUACACAUGUGAGUAGAAUUGCAGUUGCAAAAGGGAAGAGGAACAAAAU